AGCAACCGAACGGUGCCAACGGAACGGUCAGGUCUUGAUGCACAUAGGGGGCCACGGCCUGAGCUGCGCGAAUCGUUUGUGGGGACUGCAAGGAUUACCGGAAGCUACUUAUUAGCCUUUUAUGGCACAGUGUUACAGUGGAUACCUGUGUUUGGAAUUGAUUUUCUAGGAGGAAUUGAAAUGCUGGAGAAGUCUGUGCCUGGAAGUGGUCGUUCAUGACUGGAGAUGUAGUGAGAGAAGCGCGAUUUUUAUCAACCAGUGGAAGUUAAGCCUAAAUCCACUGCUGUGUGUAGCUCAAGAGCGUGAUAUAGGAUGUAGAAAAAACGGAAACAUGUACGCCUUGUGGUAACCCUUCGAGUGAACAGUAUAAUGAGUGGAAGACCAAGGACGACUUCCUUUGCAGAAGGAAACAAGCAACCUCAACAGCCAAAUUUUGUUGCGGGAGUAAAAAUAACCAGGAAUUGGUGGUGGUGUUGUGCCACAGUCGAGCGCUAGGAUAUCUGGGGACAGCAAUCUCUGCUCUGCCCAGCCACGGGCUUCAGCGGGCUGCCAGGGCACUGUGAUGGAUUCUACCAUUGCUCCCACACCGUCGGCUCACAGCAAGGAUGGCAGCAAGGUUACGGCGGUGUUGGCAACGCCAGGUCAGGGCCCUGAUCGGCCACAAGAGGUGUCUUAUGCAGACACCAAGGUGAUUGGCAAUGGCUCCUUUGGAGUGGUUUACCAGGCGCGCCUCCUCGAUACCGGGGAGCUGGUUGCCAUUAAAAAAGUGCUGCAGGACAAGCGAUUCAAGAACCGUGAACUUCAAAUCAUGAGGAGGCUAGAUCAUUGUAAUAUAGUGAAGUUGAAGUACUUCUUUUACUCCAGUGGUGACAAGAAGGACGAAGUCUACCUGAAUCUUGUUUUAGAGUUCAUCCCGGAGACUGUGUACAGAGUAGCAAGGCAUUAUAGCAAAUCUAAACAGACUAUACCAAUAUCGUUCAUAAAGCUGUAUAUGUAUCAACUCUUCCGGAGCCUAGCAUACAUCCAUUCCUUAGGGAUUUGUCACAGAGACAUAAAACCUCAGAACCUCCUGCUCGACCCUGAGACAGGAGUCCUUAAGCUCUGCGACUUUGGCAGUGCAAAACUUCUUAUAAAGGGGGAACCGAAUGUCUCUUACAUCUGCUCGAGGUACUACAGGGCCCCAGAGCUCAUAUUUGGAGCGACUGACUACACCACCAUGAUUGAUGUGUGGUCAGCUGGGUGUGUGUUGGCAGAACUCUUGCUGGGGCAGCCCAUCUUUCCAGGUGACAGUGGGGUGGACCAGCUAGUGGAGAUAAUCAAAGUGCUGGGCACACCCACCAAGGAGCAGAUCCGUGAAAUGAACCGAAACUACACAGAGUUCAAGUUCCCACAGAUAAAGGCACACCCUUGGCAGAAAGUGUUUCGAGCUCGUACACCUCCUGAAGCUAUUGACCUGGUUUCUCGGCUACUGGAAUACACACCUUCGGCGCGCACCACACCACUGCAGGCAUGUGCUCAUGCCUUCUUUGAUGAGUUGAGAGAACCUGGCACACGGCUGCCAAACGGACGGGAUCUGCCACCUCUUUUUAACUUCACUGAGCAGGAACUGAGCAUCCAGCCGCACCUCAACUCGAUACUGAUCCCUCCACACGCCCGUGCAUCCGGCGGUUCGGUGGUUGCAAGCCCAGAUGGCUCUUCAUCGUCGUCAUCGCAGUCGAAGGGUGGAGCCAUCGGAGCCGCAUCACCACCCGACAUCUCAUCGAGCAGCAUGGCGGGCGCCGAGGCAUCGUCGUCGUCUGCGGCAACAGCGUGAGGCUCCCGCUCAUGUGAGGCUCUCUGUUGGCAGUGGGGAAAAAAAGAAAUAUGCAGCAGAACUUUGCAGCACAUCCCACUCUGCGUGCGUGUGUGUGCGUGUGUUUGAGAUAGUGGGGAGGAAAGACAACAAUGGUUUGUAUUGUCUUGCCGGAGCAGCAGGUUUAUGUGGUGUCAUUCUUUGCAUACAACUAGAAAGUUUGGACAAAUUAAUGUGGAAACUUUGGCGGUGAUCUCGAGGCUGAAUGCAAACUGGGUCAGUGCGUACGUAGCUCAAUUGAACAAAGAGAUGCCCAUAUAUAUAUACAUAUGGAAACAAACGUCCUAUUCCGUUUACCUGUCAAGUGGCUCCGUUUGUUUGCAUUUAGCCUUGGAAUCUUAAGUCUUGCCGUACAUUCUGCCGAUGGUGUGUAGCUUCGCAAAGGGCCAGGGUUGGGCAGAAUUUGGGUAAGACGCAAGCUAAUUAUAGGGACUUGUGGGGAGAAGGAAGAUGUAGGCUAAGCUGGUUGUCCUUCUGUUCUCAUCAAAAAGCGGAUGACAAGGCCCACGUGCUGCAGGGAUUGACAAAGGUGUGCAUCAAAUGGGCAAGCAUACAAGUGUUGAGUACACACCAGACUGCAUCAUCUUCCUCACCCUGGCACUAGUUUUUGUGCUUCUGAACUCUCAAUAAGUAGCAACAGCACAUUUAUCACGUCCGCAAAGAAAAGGAGGGAAAACUGUGUCCUGUUUCCAUGGUGACGCUGUGUAAAGUAGAUGGCGCAAAUCAUUGUGCUAUCACCUCAUGACUGAGAAGCGAAACAGUUGUAGCUAAAUAUAUUGCUAUAUAGUUGGUAUGUUCAGCAAAUGACAUGGUUUACUGACUUUUUAAAAUUAUAUAACUGACUGACAAGCACCGGUGCAAGCGUUCUAGUUUAUACUCGGUAACCAGAUACAUCUUGGCAAGCUCUGCCGUCGUUUUCAUAAAUUUUUUUUUCAUGAACCGUGCUCUCUCUUUCUCUCUCUCUGUAUGGCAAGAUUAACAUGGACGUAGCUCUAGAUGCCCACUGCUUGUACGAAACGAGCGCUGACGAGACGGUGCCACCAUAACGACAGGUGUCUGCAAACACUGCUCUGUUAGGCAGCAAAAUUUAAGGCGACUUUCACCAUUUCCGUCUGGCUUGAGCCGUAGCGCAACAUUUGCCGUACUGUGAUACAGAUUCUUCAUCUCGGUUUCGCUGAGUUUCUCCUGUCCCGUCGCACUAGAGCUGUAGAGAGCAGCUUGUGGGUAGGACAGAAGAUGCAUCUCUCCACAACAGGCAUAAACGUCAGAGUGUGCAAUAUUGAUAAUGUGCAGCAGAAGGUGUUCAUGGCCAUUUUUAGACUGUUCGUGUCGCAGAAAUGUUGUGUGGGCAUGAUGGGUGGGAUAAACGGCGCAGGAAGGAAGAGCUGCAGUGUCUCAAAUGAAUGCCUUGUGACUGAGGCAAAGGAAGGCAGAGCCGUUUUACAGCUUCUCCCAUUGUACAUGAAUGUGUGUGCAUAUGUUUGCGUGUGGACUUCAUUUUUUUUUUUUUUUUCUAGUAGGAACUCUCUUUUUAUGCAUAGCUAAGCCCAGUCUCUCUUCCGAUGACCCCCGCGGCACCGACGCUUUCUUCUCCACUUUUCCUGCCAAACGUCUGUUCAGCUGUUUGUCAUGUCACGACGUAAUUUUUUUAAGCACACACACACACGUGCACAUGCACACACAUGCAACCGUAAUAAACCCGGAAGUGUUUGUAUAUACAUAUAUGUAUAUCUGUGUAUAUGUACUAGCACAUACCCAUAUGGAAUGCAGAAAUAGCAUAUUCAUUCAAAUACUGGGUGGCAGACUUUUUAAAGUGAAAGUGGAAAAUGUUCAGGUUAGGUAGUGCACGUACUGUAUCAUGGUGGGAGCUAUGGUGGUGACGAGAGUGUAUGCCCCCUGAAAAUCAGUGCCAACUAGGAAGUGGAACAACCUUCACGUUUUCAAGAAUCGGGUGUGCAGGAACUAAAAAGGAACCCUGUAUUUGAAUAAAUACGACAAAACCGGACAGCGGGCCUUCAGUAGAUCUGGCUUUACCUGUGUAACUUUACACUUUGCAUCCAGUUUUCUAACAGUUGCCUAGUAUUUGAUGGAACACUUUCAAAGUCCCCCGAGAUUUGACACGGGGGUCACUGACACGUUGUGGAAUUCUUAAUGAAUCAACGAGCACACCUCUGCUGCAAAAACAUCGCAACAUGCACUGUGGCGCAAGACUGGGAGAAUUUAGCCAUGACUGGCUCGAUUGACAUUUUAUCUCUCAUGUUUGACCCAGGCUGGCCUUCAGCCAUGCGGGUCUAUGUACAUAAACAAGUGCGCUAUUGUAGAUCCUUCUCCGAGACAAAAAGCUUCCUCAGGAACCCAUACGCAUUGGUGUCACCUUUCAGAAUGUUUAUGAGUAGCCAGCAUGGAGUCAGGACCAAAUUGUGUUGCUUGGUAUGCCACAUUCUCUUGCACUCUUCUUUUUUUUUUUCUUGAAGGCUGAGCUGUUGGAAAGCAAAUUUUUGGAAUGGGACGCUCCUCCCCCCGAGGUUUUAUGGUUGUAAGAAGUGCUGUUGUGAACAUUUUUGUGUGAACUUUUUUUUCAGACUUUUCACUGUGCUUUUACUAAUAAAUGCUGUAUCUUACAAACCCUGUACCUUGUUGAGGAACGCUUUAGUGGCAGUGCAGUGUCGAAAUAAAAUAAAGUGCAAAGGUCUUAGAGAGGUAGCUUGCAGAACUUAGUGCUGAACAAAGUUGUCCUUUUGUGAUGUGCAUUGUCAUUUUUCACUCUGUGGUAGCCUGUGCAUGGACUGACUGGUUCUGCUUUUGAUGCAAAUCGCCUCCACACAUUCUCCUGUUGUCCCCGGCCUCACACAAUUAACUGGCACGACAACCAGAAUUCUCAUACACUCCCUGUUACACACGAUGUAAUCUCGAUAAUCUCGCACACAAAAAAAAAGUAUCUCCAUUAUCCGAUUCAAACUUUCAAAUCUAUAACUAAAAUUACGCUAGGUGUACGAUAACCUGCAGAAUUCAGUGAGUAUUUCGCAUAGGUCUGGGGGAGCGAUUGUGUGCGCUGUACUUCAGGUAACAUGUACAUAAGCGAGUCUACAACUGUGCUUCUUGGGCUUUCUGAAAUCUCAUCAUUUUUGGGGCAUGGUACUGCACGCUGGAGCUGUCGGUGACGGCUUAAAUUCUGCUCGUAAUGUCCGAUUGAGCUUGGAGCACCUCGAGGGAGUGAGAAAAUCUCGAGGGCAAAAAAAAAGACGUGUACAGCCGGACAGCUACGAGGUAGGGUUACCCACCUUUUUACGGACGUUAACGCCUUGCACUAUUGUAGCAACAAAGAGCAGGACGAAUUGAGCUUAGUGUCUGAGAAGGGAAACGGUUGAACAUCACACAGCAAGCUUUUGUUUGUAUAACACACAUUCAUGGCCUUACUUUAUGCUCUCUCUCGCAUGCUGUGUUACAGUGCACGUUACCACCAGCCAAAGUGAAAAUGUUUGCACACACCCCUCCCACACACACACAUUUACCUUGCUCAUUUUUACUUGUUUCCACAUAGUCAUGUAUAUUCACACACACACACACACACACACAGCCAUGUAUGUGUGCGUCAGAGGUACAUCAAGCUACGAGAGCGUAUAAUUGUGCGUUGCGCAGAGCGUGUGUAUAAGUGUAUUUAUUUUGUGGCAUUCGAGAUGGUUCGAUUUUUCUUCUCCUUCUGUGUGUGUCCCCUCUUCGGUGCAGGGCAUCUGUCCUGCAGAGGCACUGUUUACUUUUGUUUAUGUAUAUCUUGCUUCUUUGCUCUCCCUCCCCCCCAGAAGGAACUGCUCUGGAACCAUAGCAUUUUUUCUCUUGUGACGAUAUUUAUUGGAGUUUUCCUCCAUUUCACACUCAUCUGUCCCCUUUUUGAUGUAGAGAGAAGCGGCCUUGGUAGUGUUACAGCUAGCAGCCUUUCUACAAAGUACAGUUUUUGAGGCAUCCAGCCGACACGUGCGUGCGUGUGUGUGUAUGCAUGGGAGCACUCUCUUGUGUGAUGCAAACUUAGUCGGCGGUUCCAUCGAUUUGCCAAGCUGGAAUGAAAUGCAGCUUGGAAGGACAUGCGUGUGCCAUGAGUCGGUGUUUUUUUUGGCCACACUUGGAAUCCUCUCUGCUCUUUUUUUUUUUUUUUCACCCCCUCUCCUUUAUGAUCCUUGUUCUAUGAAUGCGGUGGUUCCCCCCCUUUUCUGCUGGAGGAAGUAUGAAAAAAAAAAUAGUGUAACCCUUGAUUUGUGGCUGUUGUAAUGCCUUGCAUUAGUACUAGGUAUUGUUAGCACAGUCUACUGCAGUCGUGUAGUUAGCCAGCACUGGGAAAUAAUAAAUUGUAUGUACACCUUCAGUUUAUUGCUUCGCUUAUGUGCUUGCAAGACUGCAGUUGAGUGUCUCUUGGAAAUAAAGUCUUGAUAUGGGAUGAUGA
Molecule: messenger RNA, 6287 nt
Organism: Ornithodoros turicata
Lineage: Eukaryota; Metazoa; Arthropoda; Arachnida; Ixodida; Argasidae
Product: glycogen synthase kinase-3 beta-like
Exons: 10
Coding region: 563-1813 (416 amino acids)
Biological process (GO): protein phosphorylation; signal transduction; negative regulation of canonical Wnt signaling pathway
Cellular component (GO): nucleus; axon; cytosol
Molecular function (GO): protein serine/threonine kinase activity; ATP binding
Source: RefSeq, a predicted model, not a curated record